Messenger RNA from Eremomyces bilateralis CBS 781.70, 2128 nucleotides. Its product is annotated as translation factor GUF1, mitochondrial. NCBI's taxonomy places the organism in Eukaryota, Fungi, Ascomycota, Dothideomycetes, Eremomycetales, Eremomycetaceae. The transcript has a single exon. Gene Ontology annotation, molecular function: GTP binding; GTPase activity; mitochondrial ribosome binding. Bases 63 to 2063 code for a protein of 666 amino acids. The record is from RefSeq and is a predicted model, not a curated record. Gene Ontology annotation, cellular component: mitochondrion. Gene Ontology annotation, biological process: positive regulation of translation.
UAGCAGUCUAUUUGACAAUUCAACGCGUUUCUGCUCGACAUUAUCCACUCGUUAAAGACUCAAUGCAACGAUGCCUUGGGUUCCAUAACGCAUUCUCGCUUUUGGCGCGUACGUGCCUGCGAUCGACUCCUCUCCCGAAAUUUCUCUCGCCCGGUUCUCUCCCGUCUAUCCGCAUCUCGCGCCCUGUCCGACGACACUAUGCCCCCCCAGCAGCUAAACCGCCUUCGGAGCUCGAGAAACGCAUAGCCGCCAUUCCGAUCUCUCGCUUCCGCAACUUCUGCAUCGUUGCGCACGUCGAUCAUGGCAAGAGCACACUUUCCGACCGGCUGCUCGAGCUCACGGGGACAAUCGAUGCUUCGGCGGGGAACAAGCAGAUCCUGGAUCGGCUGGACGUGGAAAGAGAGCGUGGGAUAACGGUCAAGGCGCAGACAUGUAGCAUGAUCUAUAACUACAAAGGAGAGGACUACUUGCUGCAUCUGGUGGACACGCCGGGACAUGUCGACUUUCGCGCAGAAGUUUCGCGCAGCUACGCCAGCUGUGGGGGCGCAUUGCUCCUCGUCGAUGCAAGCCAGGGCGUGCAGGCGCAGACCGUCGCGAAUUUCUACUUGGCGUUUGCGCAGGGGUUGACAUUGGUGCCGGUUGUCAAUAAGAUCGACCUCCCCAGCGCGGACCCGCCACGUGCGCUUGCACAGUUAAAGGAGAAGUUCGAGUUGGAUCCCGAUAGUGCGAUUCUGUGCUCCGCGAAAACGGGACUGAACGUCGAACCGCUACUUCCAGCCGUCAUUGAGAACAUACCGCCGCCAGUGGGAGACAGCAAUAACCAUCUGAAGCUCCUUCUGGUGGAUUCGUGGUAUGACAAUUACCGAGGAGUCAUCCUGCUUGUCCGCAUAUUUGAAGGCCAGGUACGGCCGGGAGACUAUCUCCACAGUUGCGGAACUGGCAAUCGGUACUAUGUCGGCGAGGUUGGCAUCAUGUACCCGAUCCAGACGCAGCAGACCGUACUGCGUGCUGGCCAAGUCGGCUACAUCUUCUUCAACCCAGGGAUGAAGCGGUCUUCAGAAGCGAAGCUUGGUGAUACUUUCUGCAAGGUCGGCACAGAAAAUCUUGUCGAACCAUUCCCUGGGUUCGAAGAUCCGAAAUCCAUGGUUUUCGUCUCUGCGUUCCCCGUGGAGCAAGAUGAGUAUCCUCGCCUUGACGACAGUAUCAAUCAACUGGUCUUAAAUGACCGCAGCAUUACUGUCCAAAAGGAGUCUUCGCACGCUUUAGGAGCGGGGUGGCGUUUAGGUUUUCUAGGGACACUGCACGCUUCAGUGUUCGAAGACCGCCUUCGACACGAACAUGGUGGUAGCCUCAUCAUCACUCCACCUGCUGUGCCUUUCAAGGUGAUAUGGCGCGAUGGCACUGAGAAGGUUUAUUCAAGUCCAAAAGACUUUCCGGAUGGAGAUGCCGAAUCCCGCAAGGUGGACGAAUUACAAGAACCAUGUGUGCGCGUCACGAUUACUGUACCGCAAGAGUACCUUGGAAGCGUUAUCGAACUGUGUGAGGGCAAUCGAGGCACACAAGAGGAUAUGCACUUCUGGUCCGCCACCCAGGUUAUCCUCACAUAUGUCCUCCCUCUCUCCGAACUAGUUGAUGACUUCUUCGGCAAACUCAAGUCGCUCACCCAAGGGUACGCAUCCCUCGACUACGAAGACGCCGGAUGGCGCAAGUCCUCCAUCGUCAAGCUUCAGCUGCUUGUAAGCAGAGAGCCAGUCGACGCCAUCGCUCGCGUGAUCCACAACUCCGACGCGCCGCGGAUGGCCAAGCGGUGGGUAUCGAAAUUCAAGGAGAACGUCGACCGGCAGAACUUCGAAGUCAUCAUCCAAGCUGCGGUGGGGAAGAAGGUGCUCGCGCGGGAGACGAUCAAGCCGUUCAGGAAGGACGUGCUGGCAAAGCUCCAUGCGUCGGAUGUCACGCGCAGGAAGAAGCUGUUGGAGAAGCAGAAGGAGGGGAAGAAGAGGAUGAAGGCGGUAGGGAAUGUUGUUAUUGAGCAUAGCAGUUUUCAGAAGUUCUUGGCUAAGUAGUCACCCCGUCGCCCUAUAGGUAGAUAGUCCAGGCUAUUUCAAUUAGUACUCAUGUUCAUAUGUCG